AUGUUACCAGACUCACUCAGACAUGUUAUAUUUGAUCAUGACUUCAAUACUACUUUGGUCAAGGGUGCUCUUCCUAAUGGGGUCACUCACAUCACCUUUGGCGACGACUUUAACAUUGAUAUUAGACAUUGCGUACUACCAGAUACGGUAACAUCGAUUGAGUUUGGCCGUAUUUGGAACUUCCCCAUUGAUGUCUGCUCAUUCUCUGGUGGCCGCCUCACUCAUCUCAUUCUCAAGACAUUCAAUCAUCCUUUGCCACCCAAUGCAUUGCCAUCGACCCUCCUCUACCUCGAUCUCGGCGCCAAGUUCAAUCACCCAGUGGAUAACUUCCGCCUGCCCGACUCACUCCAAUCUCUAUUCUUGCGCGACAACUUUAGUCAACAUAUUAUGUCCAGUCUUCCAUCAUCCUUGACCUCACUCACAAUUGGAUCAUUCUAUCUGUUGCCCACCGUACCCUUGCCAUCAAACCUCACUCACCUCACAAUGACAGACAAGUUCAAUGACCCACUACAACCCAGCGACAUACCUCUCACAAUCACAACACUCACCUUCGGCAAGGCAUUCAACAAAAAGAUACAUAUGACAAUCAAGACCAAGCCAACAAAGGGCCACAGUUUCCUGCCCAAAGCCUUUCACUCACCAAGCACGCAGUCGGUAGUGUCGUGCAUACCCUCGUCAGUCACCAGUUUAACUUUUGGACCAAAGUACAACCAGCCAAUACCUCCCGGUGCCAUCCCUCCCAGUGUCACAUCAAUCACAUUUGGCACACAGUUUGAGCAGAAGCUUGGCGAUCGCUGUAUCCCCAAAACAGUACAACAUAUUGGAUUUGGAUCACAGGUCAAUGGCAAUCAGUACAUCUCAAUACCCGAGUCUGUCACGCAGAUCUCCUUCCAACAAGGUCUGGUCUCCAGCAAAUACUUCCUCAACCUAUGCAAUGUCUCUCGAUACCAACUUAAAUUGAUGGAGCGAAUGUACACGUUGCUUAGGGUGCGCCAGAAUCCCUCAAUAUAUCUGGCGCUCAAUACCAUAUCAUUGACUGAUUGA
Messenger RNA from Acytostelium subglobosum LB1, 1044 nucleotides. RefSeq lists its product as hypothetical. The transcript is spliced from 2 exons. The coding region runs from base 1 to 1044 and encodes 347 amino acids. The record is from RefSeq and is a predicted model, not a curated record. NCBI's taxonomy places the organism in Eukaryota, Evosea, Eumycetozoa, Acytosteliales, Acytosteliaceae.